AUGCUAGGUCCGUUGGCUGGCACAGAUGCUUCUGCGGGACCCACCAUAUCUCCUACCCCGGAUUUCGGAGAUGCUCUAGGUGGCUUUGGACCGGGAGAUCAUGGUCAUGACUUUACCUCAUUUUUGGAUAGCGUUCCCUUGCCAAAUCACCCCUUCUUGCCGGCCUAUCAGCCACUCCCGCUGUUCCCACCCUGGCACUUCUCCCCGGUUACGGACUAUGAUCAAUCAUCCGAUAAAGGGACUCUGACGGAGACCACUCCUUCGACUCCUUCGAGUUCGAUACUUCCCCGCCAUGGCGCUCAGUUACCUUCACUCCAGCCGGAGGGGUAUCACAUCUUCUCCAAGGCGCGCCAACCCACGGGAUUCGUACCGGUCACGGCUCAUUGCCGGGAGAAGUUCUUGAACAUGUUAACCGACUACGCCAAUGUGGUCCCGGAUCCAUCGUUGCCAUCGCGACAUGCGCUAUCCCGAUGUUUGACCGGCUAUGUAACCGGUUACCAUGAGCACUACCCUAUCAUGCAUCUUCCGACCUUCGAUGUGGACUCGAUGACAUUACCACUCUUCUUGUCGAUGGCGACAUUGGGUGCACGGUAUUGCCGCGAGCCAGACACGAGUAUGCGUCUCUAUCAGAUUGCCAAACCAGUGACUUUGGAACAUGUUCACCGGGUCUUCCAGUCGGGUAAGCUGUCCCCGAUCAACGUGGCCGACGACAUUGAUACUCUAGAAACUCUGCAAGCGUUAUUGUAUCUGACCUCGGUGUCGUUAUGGUUUAUCAACGAUCCCCCAUAUCACGAGGGGCUGUCGCUUCGCAGUUUUAUGGAAAUGCUCAUGCGAAAAGGGGGACUCAACCGGCUACCCGAGGAGGACGGGACAUGGGAUAGCUGGAUACGACGGGAAUGCGUAAAGCGCACCAAACUAAUUGUUCUCUGUUUCUUCAGCAUCCAAACCAUCGUCUUCGAUGUCCCACCAAUGAUUCUUACCGAAGAUUUCACAAUCGAAUUACCCUCCACCGAAAAAGAAUGGCAAGCCUCAUGCGCCGACCUUUGGCAGGCAGAGCGCCUGAAGAGUCCCGGCGAACCAAAGUUCCAAGAUGCCCUCUCCGGCCUAUUCGCCUCAACCAGCAAUGUCGAACGGUUCUCCUCGCUCGGCGGCUACGUUCUAAUCCACGCGAUCCUGCAAGACAUCUGGCUCAUGACGAAAGCGGGCCGACUACCCGUAUCACGACGAAACCGCCUCACCCCAUCAUCAAUGGCAUCCACGCUCGAGCUCGUACACGUCGAACAAGCACUCGAACGCUGGUGCCAGUGCUGGGAGCGCAACCAAGAAUCCUCGGUCGACCCACUCAGCCCAAAUGGCCCGCUAUCCUUCACAUCAGCGGCCCUGCUUCGACUCGCCUACAUCCGACUCAACGCAGACUGUGGCUCGGCACGCCAACUGCAAACCUGGGAUCCCGUCCAGAUCGCCACCAGUCUCCGUGACAACCUCUCCGUCCGACGUGGCGACCGUCUCACACGCGCAGCGCUGCACUGCGCACAUGCCCUUAGCACACCCGUCAAGCUCGGGAUUGGAUUUGUUGCGCACUCACAGGUGGCGCUAUGGUCGAAUCAGCACGCUUUGUGCUCUCUGGAGUGUGCGGUAUUGUUGGCCAAGUGGCUUGAGGCGAUUACGGUGUCAGAUCCGGAUCCGAGACUGACGGAGCAGGAGACCCACUUGCGGGAUUUCGUGCUUGAGAUGGUAAUGGAGGUGCAGCAUGAUGUCUCGAGGGAGUGGCUACUUGCUACUCAUACCCGGCUCAGUGCUGCGGUUACUAGGUUAUGGGCGCGACUGUUUACGGCGGACCAUAUAUGGGAGAUGGUCGCUUUGAUUGGGAGGUCUUUGAACAGUUAUGCGGACUUGCUGGAGCAGUAG
This is a messenger RNA of Penicillium digitatum Pd1, 1908 nucleotides long. Its product is annotated as transcription factor domain-containing protein. The record is from RefSeq and is a predicted model, not a curated record. Gene Ontology annotation, molecular function: zinc ion binding; DNA-binding transcription factor activity, RNA polymerase II-specific; RNA polymerase II cis-regulatory region sequence-specific DNA binding. Gene Ontology annotation, cellular component: chromatin. Gene Ontology annotation, biological process: regulation of transcription by RNA polymerase II; DNA-templated transcription. NCBI's taxonomy places the organism in Eukaryota, Fungi, Ascomycota, Eurotiomycetes, Eurotiales, Aspergillaceae.